This is a messenger RNA of Ictalurus punctatus (channel catfish), 3010 nucleotides long. RefSeq names its product DnaJ (Hsp40) homolog, subfamily C, member 14 (gene dnajc14). The transcript is spliced from 8 exons. Lineage: Eukaryota; Metazoa; Chordata; Actinopteri; Siluriformes; Ictaluridae. Gene Ontology annotation, molecular function: dopamine receptor binding. The coding region runs from base 415 to 2337 and encodes 640 amino acids. The record is from RefSeq and is a predicted model, not a curated record.
UGAAUACCAUGGAAAGGAAAAAAAAGAGAAACAACAAGGACAGCGACGUCAGUUAGCGAGUUGGCUAAGUAUAAAAUCAGGGUUGUUUUUUUCUAAUUAUGAAAUUGUACAGAAGAUUUUUUUACAACAUAUUUCUGAAAGAUUGGAUUAAAUAUCAGCGAUUCAUGGCGUAAAUCUGCACAGAUUAACCUGUGUGCGAUAAUGGACUGGAUCAGUCAUGUACAAUUCCAAGGUUUCGUGGUUAAGCUUUGCUUGAGUGUGUUAUGCAGUGCUUAGCAACACAAAUUCCAAAUUAUACUGCGCUAACCUGAGCCAGACAUUUCCUCAUCCUCCUGGAGAUUAGCGGACCGUGUGACGGGUUAUGACGGACCCCUGAGCAUCCUUUGUUUUGGCUUUUUGAGAACGACGGACGUCAUGGAUGAUCUAGAAGAGUUGAGAACCGGGACGCGUCCGGACGACGGACCGGCGAGUGGGGGCAUGUGCGAGGAGUCUGUGCCGAGUGUGUCAGAGGAAGUGGAAACAUCUCGGGAGGUGCCGGAGGAUCUGAACUCCGAGUCACCUGGCGCGAAACAGGGUGAGCAGGAAGACCCGGAGAAGGUAGAAGAGAGCGGAUACGCGAGAACUAAUGGAGGUACGGAUCAGCUGGAGGAAGACGGAAACAGUGUGUUCGAUGAAGCGGAUGAUGAGAAAGACGGUUGUAGGAACGCUGCCGCAAAGGAUGCGUCGGGAUCUCGCGGGAAGAAAGGAAAGUCGAGAAAAAGUGGCUCGGGUUCAGGUGAACAGUUUUCGUCCUGGAUGUCGCCUCCAUCCUUUUCCUCAUCCUCUGGAGCGAGCAGACAUAAACAGAUCCGCCGGAGGAACCACCACUAUCACAACCAGGGCCGUCUGAGAAGACAAACUGGCUUCCAGCUCAUGGCGACGUUCCGAGAUUUCCUGUCCGAAUCCGUCAGCCCGUGGAGUAUUUCCUGCGUCCAUAUGGUGGUGGAUCUGAUCGUGUCUCUGACCCACCACUGCGGCGUCGCCGUCGAAUCUGGAGCGAUUGCACUUUACGACCUCGGCAUGUUCAUGCUCUUUAAGGUCACCGACGUCCCGGGAAUGAAGCAGGAUUUAAGACGUGUCGUGGAUCGGUCCCGGAGUUUGGCUGCAGCUCUCGCGGGCUGGGUUUACAAAUCCACGUGCUCUGCACACCGCGCACUGGUUUCAGCUUUCAGUCUCAUUAGUAGCGUAGUGUUCCUAAGUGCCGGGGUCAUGAGGAGUGUUGUGGAGAGGUUGGGUGGAGACAGAGGCAGGCGAUGGUGGCUCGGUCUUCAGAACUGUUGGAUAAUGAAGAAAGGAGUCACGCUUAUGGGAAGGAUUAGAGUAUGGUUGUGGAAAAGUGGCUCCGAACACGUGACAGUGAAUCCAGAGUCUCCAUCCAGGAUGGAGCGGAGUCAGCCUGGACAAGAGCUCGAGAGACUGCUGGCAUUAGCACAGAUCCCUGAAGAUGAGCUGGACCCGUUUAACGUGCUGGGCGUGAACACACAUGCCACGGAGUCGGAGCUUAAGCGGGCCUAUAGACAGCUGGCUGUACAGGUCCAUCCAGAUAAGAACAAGCACCCUCGAGCCGGUGAGGCUUUUAAAGUCCUUCGAGCGGCGUGGGACAUCGUGAGCAACCCAGAGACCCGGCGCGAGUACGAGCUGAAGCGAAUGGCAGCGUCGGAGCUCUCCAAGUCGAUGAACGAGUUCCUGACGAAGCUGCAGGACGACCUGAAGGAGGCCAUGAACACCAUGAUGUGCACCAAGUGUGAGGGCAAACACAGGCGGUUUGAGAUGGACCGCGAGCCUCACGAAGCGCGAUUCUGUGCUGAGUGUAAUAAACGGCAUGGCGCUGAGGAAGGAGACCUGUGGGCUGAGUCCAGCAUGCUCGGUCUGAAGAUCACCUACUUCGCCUUCAUGGACGGAAAAGUCUAUGACAUCACUGAGUGGGCGGGUUGCCAGCGAAUAGGAAUCUCCCCUGAUACACAUCGUGUCCCCUAUCACAUCUCUUUUGGCUCCAAAAGUAACAGCAGUUCCAACCGCCACAGAUCUCCCUCAGGCCAUACCCCAGCUCCAGGCUCUCCCUCCGACUUGCACGAUUUCUUCAGCCGUAUUUUCCAGGGUGCGCCGGGCAGCGACGCCUCGUCCAACGGUGGAUUUUUCUCACCAGGAUCACCCCCGAAUCACCCCGGGGGGGCCGGCUCAGGACCGCCUCCUCAGCCCGGCUUAUUUACCCAGCGAGGAGAGACGAGCGAAAGCUGGAGCGAGGUAGGAAAAGGACAGCGUAGGAGGAAAAAAGCACGCAAGCCUUUUCAGCGCUGAGCGCCGGCACGAUGAUCUACGACGGAGGAGAACAUCGGACUGCGGCGACGCCUGUGUUCUGUUCUUGACAGACAAUGGACAGGUCGAGGGAAAGAACGGAGGGGUCUGUGAUUGCGCGCGAAAUAAUGUCCGUGCCAAUAGGAACUCGAGAACACAUCGGUUUGCGAAAGAAAAUUCAACAAUAUCAAAGUGUUGUUUUUUUUUUUUGUUUUUUUUUUUUACACUAUGAGCUCAUCCAUGCAGAAAACAAUUAUUUUGCCCAUGGCUUUUUUAAAAUGUUAUUUUUAUUUGUUUUGCUUCCUGUCAUGCAGGUAGGCGAUAGCAUGGCUUUCUCAAUGAAGUUUGUGUCGUUUUUGUUUUGGUUGUUUUUUUUGCAUCAGUGUUUUACGAUUCUUCUUAACAAUCAGCCAUGAAGACACCUCAGGGAUGAUCAGAUGGUCUGCAAGGGCAGAAUGACACACACAGCUCAUAAUAUCAUCGUAACGAUCGUCCGUAGUGGUUCAGUUUCAUUUAUACUUGAAUUUAUUUUGCGAUGUUUGUUUUUUAAAGUUUGAGUUUUGCCUCGUUUGAAGCAGAGGUUAGACGUGAGGUGCAGAGAAAUGUCAUAAAGCCUCCAUGAGGACUGACUGUUUGGAAACAUUUAUUAUUGGGUUAUAAAGACACGUUAAUAUUG